Vicugna pacos (alpaca) is the source of this 2124-nucleotide messenger RNA. RefSeq names its product tRNA methyltransferase 1 (gene TRMT1). Gene Ontology annotation, molecular function: RNA binding; tRNA (guanine) methyltransferase activity; metal ion binding. The record is from RefSeq and is a predicted model, not a curated record. Gene Ontology annotation, cellular component: nucleus. Gene Ontology annotation, biological process: tRNA N2-guanine methylation. NCBI's taxonomy places the organism in Eukaryota, Metazoa, Chordata, Mammalia, Artiodactyla, Camelidae.
CACGUGAUCUGCCCUCCCACUGUGCCAACAUGGCGGCGCCCAGAUCCUAAUCCGGGAAACGUGCACCGAGAUUAAUUCUGUUCUCGGUGCCACGGGAGAAGGCUUGGCGGGCAGAGGUGCCCGUGAAUGUCCCGUGCGAGGAUCGUUCUGUGGCUAAGCCUGACUUUGCGCUCUGCUCGCAGUCUCUGUAGAGCCCAGUUUAUGGAGGGUCAGUCCCAAGGGCCGCCAAAUCCAGCGGCAAUGGAGAAUGGCACCCAGCCCUGCGGAGAAGAGCGCCCACUUGAGGCUCAGGAGACGACAGUCACCGAGGGGGCCGCCCAGAUCGCCUUCCCUAGCGCCAACGAAGUCUUCUAUAACCCAGUACAGGAGUUCAACCGGGACCUGACAUGUGCUGUGAUCACCGAGUUUGCUCGCAUUCAGCUGGGGGCCAAAGGAAUCCAGAUCAAGGUGCCAGGCGAAAAGGAUGUGCAAAAGGUGGUCGUGGACUUGUCGGAGCAAGAGGACGACAAGGCUGAACUGAAAGAGAGUGCAAACCUGGCUCCAGGAGACCAACCUCGAACAGCUGCUGUGGGGGAAAUCUGUGAGGAGGGCCUGCGAGUGCUGGAGGGCCUGGCAGCCUCGGGCCUACGUUCCAUUCGCUUUGCGCGAGAGGUGCCUGGACUCCAAUUCGUGGUUGCCAACGAUGCCUCUGCCCGAGCCGUGGAUCUCAUACGCCGUAAUGUGCAGCUCAAUGAUGUGGCCCAUCUGGUACAGCCCAGCCAGGCAGAUGCCCGGAUGCUGAUGUACCAGCACCAGAAGGCGUCGGAACGGUUUGACGUCAUCGACCUGGAUCCGUACGGCAGCCCCGCCCCUUUCCUGGAUGCAGCUGUGCAGGCUGUGAGCGAAGGAGGGCUGCUGUGUGUGACCUGCACGGACAUGGCAGUGCUGGCGGGGAACAGCGGGGAGACAUGCUAUAGCAAGUACGGGGCCAUGGCCCUCAAGAGCCGGGCCUGCCAUGAGAUGGCCCUGAGGAUCGUCCUGCACAGCCUGGACCUCCGUGCCAACUGCUACCAACGCUUUGUGGUGCCGCUGCUCAGCAUCAGCGCUGACUUCUAUGUGCGUGUUUUUGUUCGAGUCUUCACUGGUCAGGCCAAGGUCAAGGCCUCAGCCAGCAAGCAGGCGCUGGUGUUUCAGUGUGUGGGCUGUGGGGCCUUCCACCUCCAGCGCCUCGGCAAAGCAUCAGGAGCCUCCGGUGGCCGGGUCAAGUUCUCUGCAGCCUGUGGCCCCCCAGUGGCCCCCGAGUGUGAGCACUGUGGGCAGCGACACCAGCUUGGUGGCCCACUGUGGGCAGAGCCCCUCCAUGACCUGGACUUCGUGGGCCAUGUCCUGGAGGCUGUGAGCGCCAACCCCAGCCGCUUCCACACAGCUGAGCGGAUCCGGGGCGUCCUGAGUGUCAUCACCGAGGAGCUCCCAGACGUUCCUCUCUACUACACGCUGGACCAGCUGAGCAGCACCGUUCACUGCAGCACACCCAGCCUCCUGCAGCUGCGGUCGGCCCUCCUCCACGCUGGCUUCCGGGUCUCACUCUCCCACGCCUGUAAGAAUGCCGUGAAGACAGAUGCCCCCUCCUCCGCCCUCUGGGACAUCAUGCGCUGCUGGGAGAAGGAGUGCCCAGUGAAACGGGAGCGCCUGUCGGAGACCAGUCCGGCGUUCCGCAUUCUCAGUGUGGAGCCCAGGCUGCAGGCCAACUUCACCAUCCGGGACGAUGCCAACCCCAGCUCCCGCCAGAGAGGACUCAAGCGCUUCCAGGCCAAUCCUGAGGCCAACUGGGGUCCCCGGCCGCGGGCCCGUCCAGGAGGCAAGGCAGCUGGCGAAGCUAUGGAAGAGAGACGCAGGCUGCUCCAGAAUAAGCGAAAAGAGCCGGCGGAGGACCCAGCCCAGCAGGCUGCUCGGCUCAAGACAUUUCCCUGCAAGAGGUUCAAGGAGGGCACCUGUCAACGGGGGGACCAGUGCUGCUACUCCCAUAGCCCCCCGACAUCCAAGGUCACUACUGAAGCCACCCCCUCUGACUGUCAGAAUUCCCCUGGGCCUGGGGCUGCUGCUGGUCCAGGUGUAGACUGAGCCAAUAAAGACUCACCACCUUUC